Scylla paramamosain (green mud crab) is the source of this 1649-nucleotide messenger RNA. Its product is annotated as matrix-remodeling-associated protein 7-like. Bases 460 to 684 code for a protein of 74 amino acids. Lineage: Eukaryota; Metazoa; Arthropoda; Malacostraca; Decapoda; Portunidae. The record is from RefSeq and is a predicted model, not a curated record. The transcript is spliced from 4 exons.
GACAACUGUGUGUUGUGUUCCUGUGCACGUCUCUGUGUGGUGCUGGGAGUGGGGACGUGCUGUGAUUCAGCACGUGAACCGUGGCUGUACUGUGCUGAUAGCGAGCAACACGGUGCUCGACUGAAUAUUUGUUCUGAAAGUUUCCAGAGUGAAAAUCUCCGAGAAGUGUGCUGGUGAGAUGCAGAGUGUUGAGGCAGGCUACACCAACUCCCAGACGUGGCAGGCAUGGCUGGAGACCAGUCAGGUGCUGUGGAACAAUACAUCACUGAUCUUUGUGGCAUCAGUGUGCGUAUCUUUGGCGGUGGUGUGUAGUCAGCUGGUUGUUGAGCAACUCACCGCCAACAUUACCCUCAGUCCUGCCUCACCGAGCCCGAGGAGCCUCAAAGGGAAUGUUCCAAAAAGGACACAGUAGAGAAGACAGCGGAUUUGGACCAGGAUAAAGUGGAUGUGGACAAAGUGAUGCAGUACAGCCAACACCUGCCAGGACAAGUGAAGAGGGCUCAGCAGCGCUCCUUGGAGAAGUCCAUUGAAACAGAGAUGAGUGAGGAGCAGAGAGCCACUGAGAGGGAAAUCCAGUCCCAGCAGCUGGCAGCAAUAUUUAAAAUGAUGAAGGAACAGGAAGAGAAAUUUGGAGAAACAACAAUGGAUGAGAUUAAGGACCAGAUGAAACUGUAUUGUGGCUAGCCCAGCCCUGCAGCUUCCAAGACACACAAGUGCUAGAUUACUACCAAAAAAUAGUAAAUGGUGUAUUGAUAUGCAUUUUGACUUGUUACAGUAUGAAAAAUAGGUUCUGUUUGCUUUAAUUAGUGCCACCAGACCAUUUAGUGGAGUGACAAUGAAUAUUUAAUUAUACUGCAAAACAUUUUACUGUAUAGAGAAUAUCAAUGAUGAAAAAGCAGAAGCAAGUACAUUACAUAAGGAUUUUCUAAAAGUGUGCCAGUUUCACAAUCAUUAUUUAUUGGACCAUUACAGAUUUAUAUCAUAUGAAAGACAGUGCAGGCAGUGCUUGUUGGUUUAGGUAAGCUUCUUAAAAUCAAAAUCUAGACAUUUAUUUAUAUUUCUCAUGCUCUGUCAUGUACCCCUGGGAGGGGUACAAUAGUAAAGUCCCCAUCUCUCCUCAGUCUGGCAGUCCAACAUUUUGGUGUCAAAAACUCACUUGUCACAUCUGACACUCCAGUACUUAUCUUUUUAUGCAUUUUACUAGUUGCCUCCCUUUCAUAUUUCAUUUCUCAGUUUCAUUCAUGUACACUCUCUUCACAAACUCAUUCUCAUUCACUAUUACCAUGAAUCCAAACUGCCUCACAGUAUCACACUGAGACCAUUCAGCUAUUCUACAAUCUCUUCCUUUUUUCUGUUUCACCAGUGCCACAUAAAUUUAUUUGUAUUUCAUCCUGAGAGCCACAUUGCAUAUCUUCUGUAACUCAUGUCCACCACACAUAUUUGAUUGUUAUACUGCAUUUCAUUUCCACGUUUCAGGUGCAUGUGAUAGAGGAGGAAAGAUAGCACUGUCUUAUCCCCUCCUUAGUUCAUUCUAUUCAUAACAACUAUUUUCUUUUGUAUCUUUGUAACACUCUCUCUCUCUCUCUCUCUCUCUCUCUCUCUCUCUCUCUCUCUCUCUCUCUCUCUCUCUCUCUCUCUCUCUCUCUCUC